This is a messenger RNA of Helobdella robusta, 402 nucleotides long. RefSeq lists its product as hypothetical. The transcript is spliced from 2 exons. The coding region runs from base 1 to 402 and encodes 133 amino acids. The record is from RefSeq and is a predicted model, not a curated record. NCBI's taxonomy places the organism in Eukaryota, Metazoa, Annelida, Clitellata, Rhynchobdellida, Glossiphoniidae.
AUGUCCUCCAAGUCAAGUAAAAAACAAAAGUUGAUAAUGAGAUACAAAGAUCAUCUAAUGGCCAUCAUCUACAAUCAAUGCCUAAGCAAAGGAGAUGUGAAUUAUUCAAGUUCAUUAUCAAGUUCUGAGGGUCUCGUGGCCGAGUGGUUAGCGUGUCCGUCUACCACUCCCACGACCCGGGUUCGAAUCCUACAGUUUCUACAGGUUUAUCCGGGUAGCCAACCCUCGGCCAACCCAGCCGUCCAUCUUUUCGAAGACGUAAGUUGUCGCAUGUUGGCCGGCGAAAUGGCUCAGUGGUUCAAAUGCUCGCUGAGUCAAAACAUCUCAAUGGCUAUCAUAUACUCAGCGUAUAUGAUGCGGUGCUUGCGCGUGAACAUAAAUACUUGUGUACGUCGUGUUUAA